AAAAGGCCACAGAAUGAUAGCAACGGGAGGAGUGAUAACUGGCCUGGCCGCCUUGAAAAGGCAAGACUCUGCCCGAUCACAGCACCAUGUCAACCUCACUCCGUCGCCUGCUGCUCAGGGGAAGAAGCCUGCCCGCCGGCGGCCCCGGGCUGAUGUGGUGGUCGUUCGUGGCAAAAUUCGCCUUUACUCCCCUUCUGGUUUUUUUCUCAUCUUAGGAGUUCUUAUCUCUAUUGUAGGCAUAGCAAUGGCUGUGCUUGGGUAUUGGCCCCAGAAAGAACAUUUCAUCAACGCUGAAACAACCCUGUCAACCAACGAAACUCAGGUUAUUCGAAACCAAGGAGGUGUGGUGGUUCGCUUCUUUGAGCAGCACCUGCAUUCUGAUAAAAUGAAAAUGCUUGGUCCUUUCACCAUGGGCAUUGGUAUUUUCAUCUUCAUCUGUGCUAAUGCCAUCCUGCAUGAAAACCGUGACAAAGAAACCAAAAUCAUACACAUGCGGGAUAUCUAUUCCACAGUCAUUGACAUCCACACGCUGAGAAUCAAGGAGCAAAAGCACAUGAAUGGCAUGUACACUGGUUUGGUGGGAGAAACAGAAGUAAGACAGAACGGGAGCUCCUGUGCCUCGAGAUUGGCAGCCAAUACUAUUGCCUCUUUCUCAGGUUUCCGGAGCAGUUUCCGAAUGGACAGCUCUGUGGAGGAGGAUGAACUCAUGCUGAAUGAAAGUAAGAGUGCUGGCCACCUGAUGCCUCCUCUGCUCUCUGACAGUGCUGUCUCUGUGUUUGGCCUCUAUCCACCUUCUUCUACAGCAGCUGACGAGAAGACCAGUGGCCCUAAGAAGUGUGAAACCAAGUCAAUUGUGUCAUCUUCCAUCAGUGCUUUUACAUUGCCUGUGAUCAAACUUAAUAACUGUGUGAUUGAUGAGCCGAGUAUUGAUAACAUCACUGAGGAUGUUGAUAAUGUCAAAAGUAGGUCGCGAAAUUUGUCAAUGGACUCCCUCAUGGUCCCUCUGCCCAGUGCCAGUGAAUCCUUCCAGCCAGUCAGCAUGGGGCUGCCAAGGAAUUACUCUGUUGGGGAAUCAUUGUCAAGCCAGUAUAAAUCUUCUGUGGCUCUGGGACCUGGGGCUGGGCAGUUCUUGUCUCCUGGGGCUGCUAGAAGACAAUUUGGAUCCAAUACCUCCCUGCAUUUGCUCUCAUCACACUCAAAAUCCUUAGACUUAGAGCGAGGUCCCUCCACACUAACGGUUCAGGCAGAGCAGCGGAAGCAUCCAAGUUGGCCUCGUUUGGAUCGAAGCAACAGCAAAGGGUAUAUGAAACUAGAGAACAAAGAGGACCCGAUGGAUAGAUUGCUUGUGCCCCAGGCUGCAAUUAAAAAGGACUUCACCAAUAAGGAGAAGCUUCUCAUGAUUUCCAGAUCACACAAUAAUUUGAGUUUUGAACAUGAUGAGUUUUUGAGUAACAACCUAAAGCGGGGAACUUCUGAAACAAGGUUUUAAUGUUAAAAAAAAAUUGCCAUUUUACAAGGGUAUAUUUUACAAUUAUUUUCAAUGAUGUUUCCUUCUUAGAGCAUUGGUUGUAAGCUUUUUUAAUCAGAUGUUCUGUCGUGUGUUAGAACUGGCUGCUUAAUUGUAUAAUGGAAAUGGUUGUAUGUUUGGAUAACUUAUGACUACAGCACUCUGUGUUACCACAUAUGGUUUUAUUUUUCCAUUCCUUUGAAAGCAUGAGCUCUUUUAUUAGUAUGAGUACAAAAUAUCUGCAUCCAAAUUGAAAUGCUAUUCAUUUUCUUUUAAUUCCUUUCACUGGUGUAUUAAUAUAAUGAAGUGUCAAA
Molecule: messenger RNA, 1821 nt
Organism: Ochotona curzoniae (black-lipped pika)
Lineage: Eukaryota; Metazoa; Chordata; Mammalia; Lagomorpha; Ochotonidae
Gene: TMEM200A
Product: transmembrane protein 200A
Exons: 1
Coding region: 14-1489 (491 amino acids)
Source: RefSeq, a predicted model, not a curated record